GAGAAAGAGAGAGAGAGGAAAAAAAAAAAAAAACAAAACAAGAAAUAGAGGAGCUGUAAUCACAUGGGCUGCUUGUCUCUCCCUGGGUCCUCCUCCAUCUCCCAUCUCCAUCUUCAUCUUCUUCUCAUUCGCUUCAUACUUUCUCUUUCUUUCUCUCUCUCCAUUGCCAUGAUCACCAACCGCUUCUCCUUCAUCCUCCUCCGUUGAAUUCAAACCCCCUCCUCUCUCUCUCUCUCUCUCUCCCUCUUUCUAUUUCUUAUCUUAAUCUCAUUUUCUCUCCAUGGCUGACGACAAGGAAAUGUCUGCCCCUGUUGUGGAUUCAAAUGAUCCAGUCACCGGUCAUAUCAUAUCUACCACCAUUGGAGGAAAAAAUGGCGAGCCUAAACAGACCAUCAGCUACAUGGCAGAGCGUGUUGUGGGAACUGGGUCAUUUGGAAUUGUUUUCCAGGCAAAAUGCUUGGAAACUGGGGAGACUGUUGCGAUAAAGAAGGUUUUGCAGGACAGAAGAUACAAGAAUCGUGAAUUACAAUUAAUGCGUGUAAUGGAUCAUCCAAAUGUGAUUUCUUUGAAGCAUUGCUUCUUUUCAACUACCAGUAGAAAUGAACUUUUCCUCAACUUGGUUAUGGAAUAUGUACCUGAGAGCAUGUACAAGGUUUUAAAGCAUUACAGCAGUUCCAAUCAGAGAAUGCCCCUCAUCUAUGUAAAACUUUACAUGUAUCAGAUUUUCAGAGGACUGGCAUAUAUUCACACUGUUCCUGGAGUUUGCCACAGGGAUUUGAAGCCUCAAAACCUUUUGGUUGAUCCUCUAACACACCAGGUUAAAAUUUGCGAUUUUGGAAGUGCAAAACAGCUGGUCAACGGCGAAGCUAACAUUUCAUACAUAUGUUCACGUUUCUAUCGAGCUCCAGAACUCAUAUUUGGUGCUACAGAAUAUACAACCUCAAUUGACAUCUGGUCAGCUGGUUGUGUGCUUGCAGAACUUCUUUUGGGGCAGCCACUGUUUCCUGGAGAAAAUGCUGUGGGCCAGCUUGUAGAGAUUAUCAAGGUUCUUGGUACACCCACUCGUGAAGAAAUUCGCUGUAUGAAUCCCAAUUAUACUGAUUUUAGGUUUCCACAGAUUAAAGCUCAUCCUUGGCACAAGGUUUUCCAUAAACGGAUGCCUCCAGAGGCAAUUGAUCUGGCAUCUCGACUGCUUCAAUAUUCACCGAGUCUUAGAUGCACUGCGCUAGAAGCAUGUGCACAUCCUUUCUUUGAUGAGCUGCGCGAACCCAAUGCGCGCCUACCAAAUGGUCGCCCUCUACCUCCUUUAUUCAACUUUAAGCACGAAUUAUCUGGGGCAUCUACGGAGCUUGUUAAUAAGCUGAUACCAGACCAUGUGAAACGGCAAUUAGGUCUAAAUUUCUUACAUCUUGCUGGGACUUAGAUUCAGUAAAGUGGAAGUGACGUCUACUUGUUGAUGUGUGACACGAAGGGAAUUCUAUCCUUGUGUUUAGCUACCAUGCAUUGAGGCUUGACCAGCAUCAUUUCUUGCUCUACCACUACCAGGCAGUCUCGGGCAGCAGCUGGAUGGCCGCCCUUCUUGGUGCUUUCUUUUCUACUUUCACCCCAACCACCCUUGCCUCUCCCCCUUUUCUCUUCUUCCAUCCCUUUUAUUCUGUCAAAGUGCCCAUUUGUUUAUGUACAUGUUUGAUAGUAAAAGAUAGGCUAAGGUGAUAAGGUGGACUGAUCAGAAAGCAGCUGCUAGUAGAGGGGAAAAAAAAAAACUGAGGAGAAUUGUAUUUGUAGCUAGGAGGAAAAAAAAAAAAAAAAAGCCCCUAA
This is a messenger RNA of Pistacia vera, 1818 nucleotides long. Its product is annotated as shaggy-related protein kinase eta. Gene Ontology annotation, biological process: signal transduction; protein phosphorylation. Bases 281 to 1423 code for a protein of 380 amino acids. Gene Ontology annotation, cellular component: cytoplasm. The record is from RefSeq and is a predicted model, not a curated record. Lineage: Eukaryota; Viridiplantae; Streptophyta; Magnoliopsida; Sapindales; Anacardiaceae. The transcript is spliced from 12 exons. Gene Ontology annotation, molecular function: protein serine/threonine kinase activity; ATP binding.